Spea bombifrons (plains spadefoot toad) is the source of this 803-nucleotide messenger RNA. Its product is annotated as hematopoietic prostaglandin D synthase-like. The record is from RefSeq and is a predicted model, not a curated record. The transcript has 6 exons. Bases 134 to 733 code for a protein of 199 amino acids. Gene Ontology annotation, molecular function: glutathione transferase activity. Gene Ontology annotation, biological process: glutathione metabolic process. Lineage: Eukaryota; Metazoa; Chordata; Amphibia; Anura; Pelobatidae.
GGGUAGGCACAUUCACAUUAUGCUGGUGUCUGUGCAGAGAGGCCUAAAAGUUCUUAUUUGUAAUCAAGGCUUUGAAGGAGAAAGCUGCAGAAUCCUUUAACCUUAAAAGCACCGGAUUGCAGAGAAACUGACCAUGCCUAACUAUAAGCUUACAUACUUUAACAUGAGAGGAAGAGGAGAACCUAUCCGCUACAUCUUUGCCUAUAUGAAUGCGGAGUACGAGGACAUCAGGAUUGAACCUGAAAAUUGGCCUGCCAUCAAACCUUCUAUUCCAUACGGGAAGCUUCCAGUUUUAGAAGUUGAUGGGGUCAUUCUUCACCAGAGUCUUGCUAUAGGACGAUAUCUGGCAAGAAAAGCAGGAUUAUCAGGAAAGACAGAUUUGGAUGAUGCCCGCAUUGAUGCCUUAUUAGAUUCAAUUGAUGACUUUAUAACAGCUUUUCCCUGGUCAUACGAAGUUGAUGCGGAAGCGAAAAAGAAACAAGACGAAUAUCUAAAAACAGCUGCCCCACCUCUGCUGGCCGAGUUGGAAAAGAGUUUGGGAGAUAAGCAAUGGUUUGUUGGCGACUCUGUGAGCCUUGUUGACUUUUAUUGGGAUACUUUCAGUGAAGAUUUAGAAAGUUUUCACGCUGAUUUUGCAAAGGAUUACCACAAACUACAAGCUCUGAAGAAAAGAGUUAGAGCCAUUCCAGCAAUUGCAGCGUGGAUCAAAAGGCGCCCCAUCACUAAACUCUAAGCGAAAAUAACUUUACCCACUAUGAAAAACAUUGUAAUCACGUUGCAGCUUAAAUAAAAUCCAUUUGCAA